This is a messenger RNA of Seminavis robusta, 1647 nucleotides long. The record is from the annotation of a GenBank genome assembly. Lineage: Eukaryota; Bacillariophyta; Bacillariophyceae; Naviculales; Naviculaceae.
AUGCCCCGCCAAUCGUACCACCAUGGUCAAGAUGACAAUGGCUUUGAACGCCCCGCUUUGAAAAACUCGAGGAGCGCCAUGACCUACUCCACAACAAGCCGACCUGGUGUUCCUGUGAAAUCCUCCUUCUCCAUGAGUGAAGCAGGAGGGAGGAUUGGCAGUAAUUCUGGGAGCUUGGGAUUUUUCAGAAGUCGUGGAGCGGAACUUCCCUUGAUCAAUCCGCCACCUCCCCAAGACAACCAUGCUAUUAAUAAUACUAGUACUAGUACUAGCAGCGCUAGCAGCGGCAGACACAAGAUGAGAGCUGCCAUGUCUUCAUCUGGCAGAGAAGGACUUGCUGUGUUGCCUGACUGGUCGCGGACUUCCAAUGAAUCGAAUAAUAAUAAUAAUAUUAUUAUGCAUAUGGGUCAACCAAUGACCAUCGUGGACCAUGGACGUGGAAGUCCCCACGGACAUGCCGACGACUACUUGGAAUCUACACCAACAGCUCUGCGACAACGAAAGCCCAUGGAAGGAGACUCAAGCGGUCGACACCACAACAACGGCAACAACCAGAGACAACAUUCAAACCCCAACCGUUCCAACUCCAACUCUAACAACAGCAACAGCAACAGCAAUUUGAAGAACCGGCACAAACUGUUCCAACAUGACUCCAAGCCGUUUACAACUCUCACAAACUUGAAUCUCACACAGAUCCUGCAAAUGGUCAUUUUCCUACUUGUCACGUUCCUGCUUUACGACAGUCACCAUAAAUCAAACCUCAUUGCAAAUAGACUUGGAGACUUCAAGUCAGAAGAAGCCAUGCUCUUUCUACAUAUUAACAGACUUGAACAACAGUCCAUUCAGUUGCAUCAAGUGUUACAAAGAUUCGACAACCUCAAAUCAAACCCACCCAACAACCCCAACAACAUUAAUGACAGUGCAGACAGACAACAACCGCAACAAAACCAAGGGCAGCAGGCACCCAGCAUUGACUCUGCAUUGAUCGACAAACAGCUACAACAACUCAGGGAAAUGGACGGAGAACUCAGUCAUGAAGUACGCACUCUGCAAGCCAGAAUUCAACACUCGGCCGUCAGAUCUAUUGUUCACGAGUUCGGAGAAGGACCCGUACAAGUCAUUUGGGAAGUCGUCAUGGAUGGAGUCACCAGUAAGGUUUCCAUUCUGCUAUGGCAUGACACACCCCAUGCUGCAUGGACAUGGCUCGAACAAAUAUCUAAAAAGCAGUGGGAUGGAGCACAGAUUCAUCUAGAAAACAACCGGAUCAUGAAUGUUGGAUCUGGACAUACACAAGUUGCAGAACAGGCAAAACUAGACUUUAUUGAACGAUCCCAACAGCGUCAUCAAGCAUGGACAGUGGGAUUGUCCGAACCCUCCCUUCAAGGCAGCAGCGACAACUCAGGUGGGGGGCUCCAGGUGUUCAUCAACCUUCAAGACAACACCGAAUUCAGCAAGCACAAUGUUUGCAUUGGAAAGGUAUUUGAUGGAUUCGAUGUACUGCACAAAAUGGUAGAGCAGUCCAGACAGAUGCAACAAGCUGCAGGUGCAGGACAAGGACAAGGACAAGGACAAGCAAUCACACCCAUCACCAUUCGAACGGCCAGGGCUUCACACUUGACCAAUCGGGAAACAAAGGGAUUGAUCUAA